This is a messenger RNA of Diospyros lotus (date-plum), 1254 nucleotides long. RefSeq lists its product as uncharacterized. The record is from RefSeq and is a predicted model, not a curated record. NCBI's taxonomy places the organism in Eukaryota, Viridiplantae, Streptophyta, Magnoliopsida, Ericales, Ebenaceae. The transcript has 6 exons. Bases 39 to 974 code for a protein of 311 amino acids.
UCGGGGAGAGAGAGAGAGAGAGAGCAAACUGCGAAGAAAUGGAUUUAAGUAUUUGUGGGUUGAGAGAAGCCUCUGGGGCUUUGAGUUCAACAGCUGCUUCGAUUUACGGUUAUGGCUUCCUCAGAAUCUCCACACACCCCCAUAAGCCCUCAUUUCGAUUCUGGGAAUUCCAGUAUCCUGGAGUUUCGAACAAGCCUCUUCCCGUUCGCGCCAAGAAGAGGAACGCGCCUUCUAAGCCAGUUUUGAAGCCAACCAUCAUCGAAGAGGUGUCGGAGGACGAUGAAGAUGACCUUCUGUAUCGUGAUUUCGAAGAUGAGGAAGAGAUGGACGAGGAUAAUUAUUUUGAGGAUGAGUAUUUGGCAGAAGAUAUUGAACCCUAUGCUGGGGAUGGAGAUGGAGGCGGCGGAAUUUCACUUGCUGGGACAUUCUGGGAUAAAGAAGCAUUGUCAAUAGCUGAAGAGGUUUGCCUAUCAUUUGAUGGUGACUUGAAAAUAUAUGCCUUUAAGACAUUAGCAAAUUCCACCAUUCGAGUGCGCAUUGAGAAGCUCUCAAACAAGUCUGGUUCCCCUAGUAUGGAUGAUAUUGAAGCUUUCUCAUUGGCCUAUAGAAAACGGCUUGAUGAAGCUGAACUUUCUGGAUCUAUUCCUGAGAAUGUAUCUCUGGAGGUGUCCUCACCAGGAGUUGAAAGGGUUGUUAGGAUACCACAAGAACUUGACCGGUUCAAGGAUCGUCCCAUGUAUGUAAAAUAUAUCAGUGUGGCUGCUGAAACCAGUUCUUCAGCUGAAAGUGAUGGUAUUUUCAGGCUAGUUGCUUUUGAUCUGGAAAGGAAGUGUUGCACAUGGGGUUUGGCAGAUGUUAAGGUCAAUAGAGAAAAAUCAGGCAAGGGAAGACCACUUAGCAAAAAGCAACGUGUUACAGAGAUCGUUUUGACCAUUGAAACUGAACUUGGUGAAAACAUAGCAACAUUUAUUUAACUGAAGUAUAUAAGUUAAAGAAAAACCUCUAGUGUUGAUUUUUUUUUUUCUUUUCUCAAAAAAUGGAAGAAAUGAAGUGGACUUAGGGGAGCUGGUACGUGAAUGAGAAUGGGAACAAGAAAUAUAGCAUAAAGAAAAGGCAAAGUACUGCAAUGCUGUGGGGACCAUGCAGUUUUUACACUUUCAUAUAGCUUUGCAACAUCACAAACUUUGUUUAAUUCAACGCAUUUCUCCUUUACUUUAAUAAAAUCAAAAAAGAGAGAAAAAGUUGGCAUGUCUA